AUGUCCCAGGCGGAGGACGCGGGGCCGUGUGCCAGGGCACAGUGGCACAGCCCGAGCCGGGGCAGCCAGCGCCUCGAGUGCAUCAUCUGCUACUGCUCCUACGACCUGAGCGGCCGCCUGCCGCGGCGGCUCUACUGCGGCCACACCUUCUGCCAAGCCUGCCUGAAGCGCCUGGACGCGGUGGCCAACGAGCAGCGCUGGGUGCCCUGCCCGCAGUGCCGCCAGAACACCCCCACGCCCCGCGGCGGGGUGGCCAUGCUGGACCUCGACCUGCCUACCUUCCUGGCCGUCAAGGCUGACAAGGAGCAGCCGCGGCUGGCCGCCAGGGCCCAGCCCGAGCCGGCCACCAAGGGCUGCUGCAAAGACAAGGCGGUCACGCAGCAGCCGCGGGGGCUGUGCCAAGACGUGGUGCCCCCAGCGUCGCUGCCCGGCCGCGGGUGCUGCCGGCCGUGCCUGUGCUGCGGGGUGACAGCUGCCUUCGAGGGCUGA
Pogoniulus pusillus (Red-fronted tinkerbird) is the source of this 489-nucleotide messenger RNA. RefSeq names its product ring finger protein 224 (gene RNF224). NCBI's taxonomy places the organism in Eukaryota, Metazoa, Chordata, Aves, Piciformes, Lybiidae. The transcript has a single exon. Bases 1 to 489 code for a protein of 162 amino acids. The record is from RefSeq and is a predicted model, not a curated record.